AUGACGUUGUUCCUACAGUCAAUCCGAGAGGCCUCUGUGGAUGGUCGCAUGCAAAAUGUCCUCUACAGACAGGAUCAGUUUGAAAAGCUUCAUCGAAUACUCGUACAACAUGGAGAACAUAUACAGAAGACCAUGGUAAAGGAUGGUACGCAUACCGAUACAGAGGCGAAGAUUGAGUACUUUUUCGCCCUUCGUUCGUUGAAAGAAUACUACGAGACCCUGGAUUCGGACAAGGCGCUCCACCAGGAGUACGCAAUUUCUCGAGGGGAAGAUUCACCAGCACAAGCCGAGCCCAUCGGCAUUGUGUAUGUCGCUAUCACAGAGCAUACUGUUUUUUACUCGACAAUCGCAGCUAUCUGUGCUGCGCUAGCUGCAGGAAAUUGUGUUGUUAUUCAGGUGCGUGUUGACAAUCAUUACAUUUAUCGAAGGCUCAAGAUGCCAACAGAAUCUGAACUUUUCGGGGAGGUGUCCACGCUAAUUCGCCAACUUCUGGCCGACAAGUCCCUCGAUCGAGACGUCAUUGCAGUGGUGGUAGAUCGACCUAGCAAAGCUGACCUUGGCCCUAACCAUAUCCGCGUGUUUCAAAACCCUUUGAAGACUCAGGAGUCUUUGGACUUCAAUCAUGAAAUCACUAGUCCCUCGGGUUGCGUGAUCGCUAUUGUUGAUAGAACCGCAGAUCUGGACAGUGCGGCGCAAGCUCUUGUGGCUGCCAGGUUUAGCUUUGGGGGUACUUCACCAUAUGCUCCAGACAUCAUCCUUGUGAACGAGUUUGUAAAAAGGCCAUUCCUGGCGGCUGUAACGAAUGCGAUGGUUUCGUUCCUAGAGGAUAGAAGAUUUGAUAGCAGGAUCCCAGAGCGGACGAAGCCCCAAGAUGACAGUCUUGAUCUCGUUGCUGCGCUUGGCCAAGCAGAAUUGUUUGAGGUGACAUUCAGGGAGUUCAACGUUAUCCAAAAUAGAAAUUCCAGUCGUCGGCUCUUGGUCCACGGAGUCCGGUCUCUGGAUGAUGCUAUCGACCUUGCGAAUGGGAAUCGGAAGCUGAUCGCGUCAUACAUCUUCGCUGAUCUGGUUUCGGCCAAGUAUCUGACCCAGUUCAUCACAACCCACGUCUCUUUUGUGAACCAAAUACCAUUGGAGCUACUCAUUGGACCAGCGGCACCGCAACAAAUUGGCUUCGAUCGCUCCCUACGCUAUCCUAUUUCUCUUUUCUCUCAAAGAUGUCCGGCAUUUGUGACGUCGAUGCCCUUUAAUGAUCUACUGCAACAUACCAUGCAAGGACAAGGCGCCGAAAUUUCCCAUGCCUUGAUGGAAAUCUCAAAGGCUCUCAAACCCUCUAAACCACGCCCAAAUGGUGGAGGCGUUGGCUUUUUUGAACAGGGUAUCUUGAUAGGGUUGGCCUUAUUUGGAAUUCCGAUUCUUGUUAGUGUGGGGUUUCUGGGAACCAAGGGAGCUCAAUAUGUUUCGAGAUUGCUUUGA
Molecule: messenger RNA, 1473 nt
Organism: Penicillium malachiteum
Lineage: Eukaryota; Fungi; Ascomycota; Eurotiomycetes; Eurotiales; Aspergillaceae
Product: ALDH-like protein
Exons: 5
Coding region: 1-1473 (490 amino acids)
Molecular function (GO): oxidoreductase activity, acting on the aldehyde or oxo group of donors, NAD or NADP as acceptor
Source: RefSeq, a predicted model, not a curated record